Messenger RNA from Symbiodinium sp. CCMP2456, 330 nucleotides. Lineage: Eukaryota; Dinophyceae; Suessiales; Symbiodiniaceae. The record is from the annotation of a GenBank genome assembly.
GUGUGGAAUGAGACAAAGAAGGACUUCGACUAUAUCCCUGGUGAGGCCCUUCGCUUCGCCAUACACGACAGCGACCAGCGAUCAUCUCAAGUCGAUGAGCUGCUGGGCAGCUAUGAGAUGCCAAGCUCGCAAUUCUGGCCCGGUGGCUUCGACGGAGAAGUGACGCUGACGCAGGAGGAGCAUUCCAGACGGGACAAGAAGUCCACGGUGACACUGAAGGUGAAGGUGACCACGCCGGAGUCGGCAGCGCCUCACCAGUUCGCCAGCGCUGUGAAGCCCGCAGAGCCAGGUAGCAACCCAGGAGCUGCCGCGGCCCUCGAGCGCUUCGAG